AUGUUGUUGCGAGCGCGUUUGAGGUCAGCGAUCGAGGUGGCGCUACCUCGACCUCCAACCAAGAUGCGCUUGCUGUCGCCGGAGCUGCGGUCCGCCAUCGAAGAGAAGCAGCUGGCCACUAAGAGGGCAGCGAAGACCGCUCAUGGCGAGCCCGCCGAGCAGGAUGUGAUCCGCGAGGCCCGGAAGAUCGAGUCCCAAGGAGGUGUUGGUGGACAUGGUGCUGGACAUGGCCCAUGGGCUUCCAGUGCUCCAGGCUAUGGAGCUCAAGGAGCAUAUGGACCACAUGCUGGGGCUUAUGGCUACGGAUCACAAAGAGGAUGGCCAGGAGCGCACGGUCCUCCAAGACAGCGCUUUGCGCACCCUGGACAACACCUACAUGAUGGACCACGGGGGGUCCACCAUGGUCGUGCUGCGUCCGCUGGCGCGGCAGGCCCAGGGCAAGCUCAAUCGAACAAUGGACAGAUGGUGGAUGUGGUUCCUUGGAACGGACGGAUGGAAGAAGGACCCUGUGAUCCUGAAAGCGUUUUCGAGGUCAGGGCAAAGGUUCGGGACUUGGCGCCACAUUUGCUGAGCUCAGGUUGCGAGAAAUAUGUCAUGGAUGCCGACAAGAUGCUGAAUAACUUGCCCACCGACUUUGCCUCAGACAUGGUCCCUGCUUGCAAGAAUGACUACCUCGUAAAGUCUGCUGCCAAGACCGUCUAUGAUGUGGAACGUUGUGCGCAGGUGGCCAUGGCACGAGCCGAGCAUAUGAAUGAGGAGGACAAAGUUGAGAUGGAGAAGAUCCUGGAUGAGUUGCGCGUGGCUCGCACCCGAGUCCUGGUGCCCGUGAACGGUUACGCCUCUCCCGCCUCCUUCCCGGGUCACGCCCACAUGAGCGCCAAAGAGUGGCGAGAAUUCGACCACAGCGGCUCUGCUGGGCAGUCGGCAUCGCAUUGGGGCAAAGGUCCUCACAGCCUUCCACAGUCAGGACAUCAUCACGGUUUUGGAGGUGGUGCACCGCCUAUGGGCGACUCCUAUGGCCAUCCACCGCAGCCCGCAGCUCCGUUUCACCCGGGUGGGCCACCACCGGGCAUGAUGGAAGCGGAUCUCACGCCCAAGCAGCAGGAGAUCAGGGAUGCCAUUGUGAAUGCGCAAAAGCUGGCGAAGGACAAAGUUGACAAGGAAGGCUACAUGAGAGUUGGACCCAUCAAGACUGGACCUGGGCCAAUGCCGCCCGCUCCAAAGAUGCCCGUGUUCCAAGAGCCCGGGCCCAGCCUGGACAACAGCGAAGUUCCAGUCCACCUACCUGUUUGGUCGAAGGAUCAGCUGGUGCCACCUGCGAUGGCGAUGUGCCCAUGGCUGGCCUGCUCUGCCUUGGCCUUCCUUGAGGUGCCACAGCUGAAGCCAGGACGACGACGACGCUUCAAGCUGGCCGUGGAUUUCUUUGGAUAG
Durusdinium trenchii is the source of this 1431-nucleotide messenger RNA. The record is from the annotation of a GenBank genome assembly. NCBI's taxonomy places the organism in Eukaryota, Dinophyceae, Suessiales, Symbiodiniaceae.